AUGGAUGCCGAUCAGACAACAACCGACGAAUCGGAACAUUCCGGUACUGACGACUCACCCUACAAUUCUGACAAUGAAUCAAGAAGUGAAGAUGAAGAACCAGGUGAACUGGAAACCAUUGCUUCAGAAGACUUUGUGCAAGACAUGGUCAAGCAGCUCCUAUCAAAAGGCUACAAAGGACCAAAAAUUCUUGAGAUUCUGCUAGUUCGGCAUAACAUUUCCUUGUCUGCUAGCUCACUGACUCGCUACCGAAAGCUCUGGGGCCUCAGACAUUGCGAUAUACCCCAACCCACUCAAGUAGAACUGUCACCUCAGAUUCGUGCAUCUAUCAUGUCCUCACAUUCCAAAGGCCUGAAUUUGCAAGAAAUCCAAGCAAGACUUGCUAAGGAGACGGGCAUCACAGUUCACUUACGGACUGUCAAAAGAUACUUGCGCCGACUCCGACUGAAGCUAAAUGUAAACGAUCUGACGGAGGGAAAUGUGACACUGAGUCAAGUCUACGAAGCCAUUGACCAUAUACAGCGGUACCUACUACAUAACAACACUGGUUAUCGACAAAUGAAGACUCUUCUUAUGAGAAACUACAAUAUUCGCAUUCCCCGGUGA
Puccinia triticina is the source of this 606-nucleotide messenger RNA. RefSeq lists its product as uncharacterized. The transcript has a single exon. Bases 1 to 606 code for a protein of 201 amino acids. The record is from RefSeq and is a predicted model, not a curated record. Lineage: Eukaryota; Fungi; Basidiomycota; Pucciniomycetes; Pucciniales; Pucciniaceae.